Molecule: messenger RNA, 381 nt
Organism: Trichoplax adhaerens
Lineage: Eukaryota; Metazoa; Placozoa; Uniplacotomia; Trichoplacea; Trichoplacidae
Exons: 1
Coding region: 1-381 (126 amino acids)
Biological process (GO): tRNA processing
Cellular component (GO): nucleolar ribonuclease P complex
Source: RefSeq, a predicted model, not a curated record
AUGGCUGCAACGACGAAACAACUUAACAUACCUAAUAAAGAGAUUUCACAUCGGAUCAAUUUUAUGUACCAAGCCGCUCAUACGGCAUUGACUUGCGGAAAAUCUCAAGAGGAAGCCAAUCAAUUAUGCAGGAUUUAUGUUAGAUCACUCAGAAAGAUAGCGAAGAAAUUAGUACUGAGAUUAGAUCCAAAUAUCAAGAGAACGUUGUGUAAGAAAUGCGAUUUACUACUGAUUCCAGGCAUCACAUCGACAAUACGCCAUAGUUCGAAGCGUGAAAAACAUGUUAUCUUGAAAUGUAAAGACUGUGCAACAACCAAGCGAUUUCUGUCUCGCUCUACUAAUGUAUUAUUUACCGAAAACCCGAAAGUUGUAGUUAGUUAG